This is a messenger RNA of Oryza brachyantha (malo sina), 2003 nucleotides long. Its product is annotated as rab GTPase-activating protein 22. The transcript has 5 exons. Gene Ontology annotation, molecular function: GTPase activator activity. Bases 168 to 1919 code for a protein of 583 amino acids. Gene Ontology annotation, biological process: activation of GTPase activity. NCBI's taxonomy places the organism in Eukaryota, Viridiplantae, Streptophyta, Magnoliopsida, Poales, Poaceae. The record is from RefSeq and is a predicted model, not a curated record.
CGCCCAGAAAUUGUAACCCAAAAAAAAAAAAAGGUAAAGGAAGAGGAAAUCAGGUGGCCGGAAUCCAUCGCACCAGAGCAGAGGGGGGAUCGCCGCGGCGGCGGCGGCGGAGGGGGGGAAGCACUGGAACGGUCGCCGUGGAGCGAUCCGGGGGGCAUCUGCGCCCGAUGUGGGCGUGGGGCUGCGUCGAGCGCGUCGCCGCUGGCCUCCUCGGCCCCGUCGCCGGCGCCCACGGCGGCGGCCGAUGGAACACCGCCGUCGCCGUCGGGGUCACGGCCGCCGCCGGCCUCGCGCUCGUCGUGAUCGUCGUAUCCUCCCGCAGAGGCGGGCUCAAAUCGCCGUGGUGGCGGCGGCGGAGGAAGGCUGCGCUUAAGGCGCAGGAAUGGGCUAGCCUAUUCACGCCGGAGGGGAAGCUUCAGGACGGUGGAGUGAAGCUUCUGAAGAAAGUUCGGAGCGGAGGGAUUGAGCCGAAUAUCAGAUCACAGGUGUGGCCGUUCCUUCUGGGAGUUUACCGUCUUGACAGUACAGAAGCUGAAAGAGAUGCAGUUAAGGCAGAUAACAGGAAGGGUUAUCAGUUAUUGAGGAAGCAUUGCCUGCAAAAAUCCGUCUACAGCAGUGAAAAGGGCAAUCGAUCAAAUGAAACUGCUGGAGCCAAUCAUGUGGAGUGUGUUAGUUCUGAGAAAGGUGAAGACACUGUUAGUCCAGUUGGAUCUGAAGAAAUACCUGAAAAAUCUAGUGUAGAAGAUCAUCUUGUUAGUGAAGACACUGUUAGCCCAGUUGAAUCUGAUGAAGUAACUCAAUCUCGUGUAGAAGAUCAUCUUGUUGGUGAGGAUAAUCCUCUUGUGAAUUUAGAGGAAGAAGUGCAGGAUGGCCCAUUGAAGGCAAGUCCUGAGAAGCCAACGGAGGAUCACUCUUCAUCUAGUUCAUCUGAUGAGGAUGAGAGUGAAAAUAGUGGCCUGACUCAUGCAGAAACAUCUCGUAUGGAUGUCACCUCAGUUCAACAAUCUUUAACCAAAGAUGAACAAGAAAGUAUUCCAAGAUAUUCCAGCACAGGAGGAAACAUGGAAAAUGAUAGUGAGUUAUCUAAGGCUGCUCGUCCUGUGAAAGCUGCGCGCGCACUUGAGGAUUUUGAGACUUGGCAACGAAUUAUCCGUUUGGAUGCAGUUCGUGCUAAUGACGAAUGGACUUCAUACUCCCCAUCGCAAGCUGUGGUUUCCAGAGAGAAGGCAAUUGAAUCAGCAAAAGCUGUUUGUCUGAAAGACUAUGAACAUUUGCAACCACAUAGGAUCCAUCAUGCAUCACGCCUUGUUGCAAUUCUCGAGGCUUAUGCCAUCUAUGACUCGGAAAUUGGAUAUUGCCAGGGCAUGAGUGACCUCCUUGCACCUCUACUUGCUGUGCUGGAAGAUGACAAUGAAGCCUUCUGGUGCUUUGCUGGUUUUAUGAGGAAAGCCCGUCAUAAUUUCAGGCUUGAUGAAGUGGGCAUUCGCAGGCAACUAAACAUGGUAUCCAGGAUAAUCAAACACAAGGACUUCCAUCUUUACAGACAUUUGGAGAUGCUCCAAGCUGAGGACUGCUUCUUUGUUUACAGAAUGGUGGUGGUAAUGUUCCGAAGGGAGCUCACCUUUGAGCAGACCCUCAGUCUGUGGGAGGUGAUGUGGGCUGAUCAGGCAGCGAACCGUGCUGGAAUCGCAAAAUCGUCCUUAGGGAAACUGAGGUUAGGAGCCCCUCCAACUGAUGACUUGCUACUAUAUGCAAUCGCUGCUAGCGUGCUGCAGAAGAGGAAACUGAUAAUAGAGAGUUAUAGCAGCAUGGAUGAGAUCAUAAGGGAGUGUAACAGCAUGGCUGGGCAGCUGGACAUUUGGAAGCUCCUGGACGAUGCUCAUGAUCUAGUAACAACCCUUCACGGUAGGAUCGAGUAGUGAUACGCUGUACUCGUUUUGUACACGGCUUGUUGUAUUAGUUUUCACAUUUUUCACCUUUCCAUUAUAUUUUCAUCUCUUUUU